Panicum hallii is the source of this 1578-nucleotide messenger RNA. RefSeq names its product ethylene-responsive transcription factor ERF014-like. The coding region runs from base 487 to 1182 and encodes 231 amino acids. The record is from RefSeq and is a predicted model, not a curated record. Gene Ontology annotation, biological process: regulation of DNA-templated transcription. The transcript has 2 exons. NCBI's taxonomy places the organism in Eukaryota, Viridiplantae, Streptophyta, Magnoliopsida, Poales, Poaceae. Gene Ontology annotation, molecular function: DNA binding; DNA-binding transcription factor activity.
AGAGCACAGUGUGCCCACCUGGGCUGGGCGAGCUCCUGCUCCUCCUCCGUCUACUCGACGCCACCACCAGCGCUCGAUUCAGCAGCAGGACGAUGCUUCCUCGUUCGCUUUAAAAAUUCCCUCCGCUGCAUCACUGGCAGCUGUACGGCUGACCAGGGAUGGAUGGCAUGGUGUGUGCUCGAUCAGGAUCGCCCUGAUGUGUGAACGGGAAAGCUAUUCAAAUGCUCAACCACUGGGCAAGGCUUAAACUAAUGCGUGAGACGCUCACAUUGACAUUGGCACAGUCGUGUUGGUGCCGUCCUAUAAAUCCGGCCAUCGCCACCAAGGUUUUCCAAGCAGACAACAAGCAGCAGCAGCAGCACUGAUCGAGCUGGUAGCACACACAGCGACACAUCGCACCGAGGAAGGAACCAUCGCCGUCGCGUCAGGCGAAGCACCAAGAAACCGAAGCGAGCGAGGAGCCGGAGAGCGAGCGAGGCGGCAGCCAUGGUGAAGGCGGCGGCGGCGAGCAAUGACACCGCGUCGGCGGCGGCGAAGCACGGCGCGAAGAGAACGUACAAGGGCGUGCGGAUGCGGAGCUGGGGUUCGUGGGUGUCAGAGGUGCGGGCGCCGGGGCAGAAGACGCGGAUAUGGCUGGGGUCCCACUCCACCGCCGAGGCCGCGGCGCGGGCCUACGACGCCGCGCUGCUCUGCCUCAAGGGCUCCGCGGCGGCCGCGGACCUCAACUUCCCGCUCCGCCUCCCGUUCGACCUGCCCCCGGCCGCCAUGUCGCCCAAGGCAAUCCAGCGCGUCGCCGCCGCCGCAGCAGCAGCGGCCGGCGGCGCGGGCUUCGCGGCGUGCGCCGCCGACAAUGCCGACAGCGCGUGCAGCGGCACCACCGCCGCCACCCCGGCGUGGAGCAGCGGCUCGCCCAGCGAUGACGCCUCCGCGGUCAGCUCCCCGGAGUCCACGCUGAGCAGCGAGAGCGAGCUGCCGGCGCACCACUACGGCGACGCCGACGCGGACUACUACAGCUCGCUCGCGGACAUCGACGCCUUCUUCCAGUCGCCCAAGUGCAUGGAGUACGCCAUGAUGGACCCCUGCAGCGCCUUCUUCGCUCCGGCGCCGGCGGCGGCGGACGACGCCUGCUGGGAGGAGGAGGGCGACAUCGCGCUCUGGAGCUUCUCCGCUCUCGGGUGCUGAAGCGGCCGGCAUCAGAGAAACGGGAGCGACAAUUCAGUUACUGACUAAUCGCCGAUCAGGUGACCAAAACGCCGGUCACCGUUGGCACGAAAAAGUAUAGUUAAAUUCCAUAUAUAUUUGAUAAUUCAAAUUCAAUGUAAACAAUUGUAAUAAGCUAAUUAUAGUAACCAUGCGUUGUAGGGGGGAGCUCUCAUGGAGCUCCAUGUUUUAAGGUAGCUUCCAGGGAGUUAACCUCCCUACUAUCGUCGCUUGUUAUCAGUAAAGGACAUGAGUUACCAGGGGUGGAGCCAGAAAACAACAAGGAUGAGGGGAGCUACAUAGCAGAAAAUGUACUAUCAGAUUCUUUUUCUAUUUUUAAAGUUUUCCUCGAUUUAUUUGGUGAAAACAAAUUUUUUG